AUGGAAGCGAAGCACUGGACACAACAAGCUCUUGUCACUCAGAUUUGCCAACCGCCGUCUGUUCAAAUGAACUCGGAUGUGCGUGCCAUAGCAGCUCGUGAACGUGCCAAGGUCAAACAACCAAAACCGGCUCCGAAAUCCAUUCUGCGACAAUCGUCGAACACCAGGAACAUCACGAUCAGCGACGAAGUCUUCUCGCAUAUCAUCGCCUCCGACAACGAAGGGCGGCAGCUCAGACCUGUCCGUAAAUAA
Messenger RNA from Ostertagia ostertagi, 252 nucleotides. NCBI's taxonomy places the organism in Eukaryota, Metazoa, Nematoda, Chromadorea, Rhabditida, Trichostrongylidae. The record is from the annotation of a GenBank genome assembly.